GGUGUGCUGUUGCAGAAACCACAGAUGCGUGGUCUUCUGGCCAAGUGUCUGUGGGUUCAUAUGGUUGGUACAUUUGUUGUGGCCCCAGGAGUUGCUGUUGCCUAUAAGUUUGGCGUGGCUGAACCAAGAAAGAAGGCUUAUGCAGAUUUCUACAGGAAUUAUGAUCCCAUGAAAGAUUUUGAAGAGAUAAGGAAGGCUGGUGUCUUUCAGAGUGCGAAGUGA
This is a messenger RNA of Rattus rattus (black rat), 222 nucleotides long. RefSeq names its product cytochrome c oxidase subunit 6C-2-like. The record is from RefSeq and is a predicted model, not a curated record. NCBI's taxonomy places the organism in Eukaryota, Metazoa, Chordata, Mammalia, Rodentia, Muridae. The transcript has a single exon. Bases 25 to 222 code for a protein of 65 amino acids.